GUGACAAAACUAGUAACAAUAAAUGGAAAUAAAUUUAUGUUAACCUAUAUAUUUUUUAUUAUUAUGAAUUUUAAUUUUUUAAAAAUAAUAAUCGAGCUUUUAAAUAUUAUUAGUAUCGGAGUGGUCACAUUCACUGUCUAAGCCGGCCCGGCUUAUGACGUACGAGACACUGACGAUAUAAUAUAUGUUGAAUUCUGAAGACACAUGCUUUCGUCAGGGUGUUUUCUUUUAAUUAACUCUAUAUACUUUAGUCGACAAGCCGAAACGUAAAUAAAUGCCUAUAAAGCCAGAAAACAUAUUAAUUAAGUGUUAGUGAUGUUUUAACUUUUAAGAAGCAUAUUGAUCGUGUCGUAUUAUCGGACCUGUCAGUUGUCACUACUGGGUUUAUAGGUAGCCGUACGUGCAUAUUCAAGUCUUUGUUAACAUAUAAAUAUAACCAUUAACACCAAAUUAGUUGGUGUUGUCUUGUGAUGACUAGUGACUUAUAGACCAUUUUUAUGGGGAAUUUUUGAGUGAGUGUUUCAUUAAUCAAAAAGAAGAAAUAUUAAAAAGUAGUAGAGAAGGAGAGAACAAUUUCUUAAAUGAGAAAAUAUAAAACUUAUGAGAAGUUAUAGAAAAAUUUAUCCUUUUAUUACUGACAUAUUUUAAGAGAAUUUAUAAUUUAAUCCUAUCCAAAUUAUUAUAACAUACUGCUAAAUUUACGAAAGAGAUUUUCAUUAGUUUUUCAACAAUGAAAAUGUUUUUAUUAAGCAUAUUUCUGUAGUGUUGUGUUGCAGAUUUUAUUCAAAAAUUUAAAGCAACAUAAGUUUGAUGUUAAAUAAAAAAUUUGAUUAGACGAAUAAGCAAGAUCCUUUAUUAAUAUAUUGGAACUAUUUUAUCAAUUAUUUUAAAAUUGUGCUAACAUAACUAAAAAGCUAUACAAUUUUUUUGGAAACAAAUAUUGAUAACGAUAGUUUCUUUAAUAAUAUGAUAUUUUGACUAAAACCUUAAAUUAUUAAUUGGAUACACACCAUUAUUUUAGUAGGAAAACAAUAACAUUUGAAAGUAAGUGAUUGUCUUCUAGCAGUUGAAUCAAGAUGGUAUAUAUAUAUUUCUAAAACAGGUUGGUGAAAAUUUUGAUCAAUAUAUAUGUCUGAACCAUAGCCUGAAUCCCACUAGCUAUAGAUCUCCAUUGUUAGAUUUUCAUUUUCCCAUUGUAGAUGCUUUAAGCAGCAAAAACAGAUGUAUGAAUUUAUUCGCUUGCAAACCUUGGACGAUGGAUUCUAUAAUUUUUUGCACUUAAUCAUUCAUAUUCACCCUAAUAACAGAAUUAGUUUUAUUUCCUUCUUACUCUAUAUACUGAGUAUCACACAUUUAUAUAAUUGAUUUUGUUUUUAUAAAUUAAUUGAACGAAAAUUAUUUUUGUCUUUUUUGAAAUCAUAGAUUCGUUUUUGAAAACCAACAUCUCGUAAAAUGAGAAAAAGUUUUAGUCAGACAUUUUUAUGGUAACCCAACUUGUGACAUUGAUAUAAAUUGUGUUUUUUCAAAAAAAGACAUUGAUAUAAAUUAUUACUAAUAUUAAUAUUAAAAUAAACUUAGUAUUUAGAAUAAAUCAUAUUAAUAUCAUUAAUUAGAUUAAAAAUGACUGUUGACAAAUAGAAUUAAAUCAAUGUUAUUUUUUGGUAAUAUAAUUUAUGAUUUUAAUAUGAUAUAAAUACUUAAUUUAUUUUAAAUUUAAUAUUAAUAAUAAUUUCUAUCAGUGUCACAAAUUGAGUAACCAAAAAUGUCUAACUAAAAUAACUUUUCUCAUUUUACAAGACAUUAUUUUUCAAAAACAAAUUUAUGAUUUCAGAAAAGACAUAAGUAGUUUUUCUUCAAUUAAUUUAUAAAAAAUCCAUUACAUAAAUGUUUGAUACUCAUUAUAUAGAGUAAGAAUGGAAGAAAAUUAAAUUAUGUUAUUAGGCUGAAUAUGAAUGAUUAAGUACAAAAAAUGUAGAAUCCAUCGUCCAAGGUUCCAAGCGAAUAAAUUCAUUCAUAGUUAACACCCAUUGUUUUUUUUAUGUUUGAACACACUAUAUUUUUUCACUUUGGUAUUUAUAGCAGUUUUGUAUGAAUCGAAUGUUAGUUUUGCAUGUUGAAAUAUCUUAAAUAUGGUAGUUGUUUAAGGAAGUAGAGGUUGGAAAGGUUGCAUCCCUCUUAAACAAUUUUCAAGAUAUUUCUAUAUAUUUUGUGUUAAAAAAAUAUAUCUCUAUAUUUUUCAAAAACAAAAUGGUGUUAAUGUUAUUUCUAUUGUAUUUAAAUAUGUUAUUUUUUCUAUAUAAUAGAGAGAUGUUACAAAUAAUUUAACUAUAGAUCUUUUUUUUUCCAAUAAUUAGAGAUCUUUAGUAUUCAGUUUUAUACUUUUCACACCAAACAAGACAAUUUGCACAAUUCCAUUAUUAUCCUCUAUCACUAAUAGACGUGAAGAAAAAAUGAGUCUUAUUUGUUAGAGCAGCAUUAUUGGGAUUUUUAAAAGGGAGUUUCUUUAAAAAAAAACAAUGUGUGAACUCCACUAAACCAUAAAAACCAGUUCCCAAAGUCAUGAAUUAAGGACCGAUUGUGGUGGUUUUUUGUACUGUUUGCGGGUUCACCGACAUGUGGCAGCCAGCGAUUGGUGCGCUAUUUAAUUUUUUUUUAAUCAGAUAAAAUUUUUUUUAAGAAACCCUUAAGUGGGUUUCAGGGAUAAUGAUGCUCUUACUCCCUCCGUUCAUAGAUUUUUUAGUAUUUUCACACAUAUUAAAAAACACAUUAAACUACCAUAAUAAAUGUAUCGUUUUCUGUAAUUUUCAAUUCUCAAUAACUUUUAACCAAUAGUAAUUUAAUAAAGUCAAUUAAUUUUUGUUUACAAUUUUUUCAUAAAAAACACAAAAAAUUACAUCUGUGUGAAAAAAAUAAAUUUUCUAAAAAAUAUAUCACUAAGGAACGGAAGGAGUAAUUAAAAAGCAUAAUAUAAAGGGUAAAUAAAGUCAAUGCUACUAUAUUUUAUCUAAUUUUCUGCAAAACGUCAUGUAAAGUGGAACUAAAAACAGUUUCAAAACGUCAUAUAUAUAAAAGCGGAGAGAGUAAGUUUUUUUAUCUGCCUCUAACUACAUAUUAUUCUUAGUCUUUCAUAAGCUAUUUAUAAUUUUGUAAUUAUAUUAUGCAUUAGAAUACCUUUUGGCUACAUACUCAUGCAAUUGUAUGACCGUUGAUUUGCAUGAUAUAAAGCUGAUUGUCUCACCCAUGAUUUUAACCUUGUACCGUGCGGGUAGAGCGUUUCUCAUUCACCCAAUUUAGUCUUCAAUCAUGGCAUAACCAGGUUGUAAAUUACAUGAGAGCAUGCUGCAUCUAUAUUCAUCGCAGUUGACAAUGUCUUGUUGAUGGUUAUGAUUUUAUAUGAAAUCAUAACACAGACAUAAACUAACAUUAAAUUCAUGGUGAUACGUUUUCUGUUAUAUUACUUCAAUGAAAUUAAUAAUUAAUGCUAGCUUAAAUGUUUUCAAAUAUAGUAGUAAAAUAGCGUUAAAUAUGUAACGUAGAUUUGUUAAUAUUAUUAAUUUAUUUAAUAGGUAACAUUUCAUCAUCCUAUCUUUCUGUUUUUGUUUUAUAUUGUUUACAAGUGUAGUACAUAUAAAAGUUUGAGUGUGAUCCUUAUCAAAGAUAGCACAAAAACCCAACAACUAAAACACAAUGGAAAUUGCAAUAUUAUUUUAAUUAGUAUGCUAAAUUUAAAAUAAUAUCUUAUAAACAAUAAAAAAUAAAAUAAAAUUCACCUAUAAAAGAGGAUAGUAAUAUAAUAUUAAUAAUCAUGGCAAUGCAAUUGGUUUCUCAUACCUUUCACCCCUUAGUUCACUCAGGCACCCCAUCAUUUUUGGUUUUCUUUAUUCUCUACCGGCACAAGAUCAACAUAAAAACAGCAGAUAUCAAUAUUUGUUUUCUUAGUACAUUGUCCAUUAUUUUGUCCGACUCUAUUUUUACUUUAAUAGCAUUUAUAGUAUCUAAUCUACUACACCAUAUUGCAUCUAUUAGCAUAUUUUCUUGCUGUUCAUUUGAGUAAAUUAUCUCCUUAGAUGGUACAAGUAUUAUAAUCUUUGACGUUUAAAUACAUGCAUGGCUUUCUCUAUACACGAAUUUUCAAAAUUGUAUUUCAAUUUCAACCAACAAAAAAAUACUAUGAUGCAAGGGAAAUGAUUAAAAUGAAUGGUCAGAUGAGACCAUUAAACUAAGACAACAAAGGAAUAUCUAAACCUGUAAUUAUAUUUUGAAGGCUCAUUUUUUUCUUAAAGUACGUUCAUAUUAUGUAUAUGUUUUUUGGUAUUAAUUUGGAGGUACUCCAGACCUAUGGAAAAAUCCAGACUAAACAGAAGGAAUAGCUCACGGCUAGAUUCUCUCUUCAUGUAUUUAAUAUAACGGGCCUAAAGCAAAGAUUCAUAUCUAUGUGAGUGUCGAAAACAAUGUGACUAAGUUUUGCGUAAAAAUCAAACCUGAAACAUGUUGGUGUUCUAAACUCGUUCAUUUAUCACCAAUUUUUUCUUGAGUUCACCAGCCAAUAAUAGUUUACCACUUCAUAUUCAGUUUUUAAAAAAAGAAACAAAAUAAUAAUAAUAAUUUUCCAAGUCAUAUUAUAUUUUCAAAAUAAAAAUACUAAUAGCUGCCAAAAGAAAGGAAAUAUUUUUAACAAUGUUAACUCGACAACAAAAUACUUAACUCUAAAUCUUAAACCUUUGGGUAAACUUUAAAUUUUUAAGUAAACUCUAAACCCUUGGGUAAAACCCUGAAGAUUUGGGUAAAUUUUAAACUUUUGGGUAAAUUCUAAACCCUAGGGUUUAGGAUCUAGGGUUUAGAGUUUUGCUGACAACAUUUAGGGCGUUUAGUGUGUAGAAUUUACCUAAUGGUUUAGCAUUUAUCCAAGGGUUUAAAGUUUAAUGUUUAUGUUUUAGAGUUUAGUGUUUUGCUGACGGCGUUAAUAUUUUUUUUUAAUUCGUUUUUUUUUUUGCAGUUACUACUAUUUUUUAUUUAUUAUAUUUAAGAAUAAUAAUAUACUUAAAUUCUUAUUAUUGUGUUUCCUUUUAAAAAAAAAAACUGAAUAUGAGAUGACAAACUAUUAAUGGUUGGUGAACCUAUGUUCACUUUAAAGAAUGAACCCAAAAAAACAUCUUUACCACCAGACCAUAAGGUCCCAUGCAUAUUUUGUAUAUGUUUUUUAAUUUUCAAUGUUAUUUUAAAAUUUUAAUAAUAAUAUGCAACGGAAAAAGGUCAGUAUUCACUCAAUGUUUAUUUGAGAAUUUGUUUCUGUAAAUUAAUACUAGCAAAUUCAGGAAAUAUAUACGCCAAAAUCAAAUGCAGGUUAGGCUCUAGAAAACCUUAAAUUAGUUUAUUUAAAUAGAUUUCCAAAUAAUGUAUAACUCAGUUCAUCUCAUAAAUAUAUAUACUAGAUGAUUUUCCCGUGCUCAUGUACGAAUAUAAUAUAUAUAAAAUAAAUAUAUAAUAAAAAUAAAUUAAUAGUCUAUUUUCAUUUUUAGAUCAUUUGUUUUUUUUCUCAGUCCCUCCAACUUUUAAAGUUUAUCAUCUAGAACUGCUGCUCUUUCUUCUAUCUUGAUGCUUGUUGUUGGCUUAAGUGCUUCAUGUUGCUAUCUUUAUAAAACGUUGUUUCACUGUAUGAUCCAUUGAUCAUAGAUUGUAUCCGUUCUUUUAAUUUUAAUUAAAAAUCAUUUUAAAGAAAUUCAAUCAUUUUAUAAUUUAUAUUAAUAAUAUUAUCUUGUUUUAAUAGACAUCUGAUUUUGGAUACAUAGCAUCUAGCCGGUUUGGUUAUCACUUGGAUAUAUUAAAUUGCAUCAAUUUCUUCGAAUUCAACCAUUAUAUUUUUUCUAAAUAUAUUAAAAAUUAUUUGUUAUUUACAUUUAAAUUGGAUUUCUCUUACAUAUGUAAAUAUAUUUUAUUACAAUUAUGGUAUAAUAUAAUAUAUAUUAUUUUGAAAAUCAAAUUGGAAAAUUAAACAAAAAUGUUAAUUGAUUCAAAAUUACACAAAUGAAUAUGAAGAUAAUAUUUUGAAAUCUCAUGCAUAUAGUUUACAAAUGAAAUAAAUUGUAACAAUUUGUUCAUAUUUUAUAUUUAUUUGUUAAUGUGUUUUUUAGUUAGAUCUUUGAUUUUGGAUAUAAAAUUUUUGAUUGGUCCAAUUACUAAUUUUGUGGGUAUAUAUAGUGACAUAUAUUUUUCAAAUUGAAGUAUAGUUAUUUUAAUUCCUGUUAAGCCAAAUUGAAUUUGAUUUUAUUUAUCGGAUUAGUUUAGUUUUUCAUCUUUGAUACUAAUAAUAUUUUUGGAUUUUUUUAGAUUAAUUAAUAUAUGUUGAUUUUCCAAAAUAUAUUAAAAAUAAAACAGUGAUAAGUAUAAAAAUAACAUAUAAAAUUUUGAAAGCGUUAAUUUACAAUAAUAAAAAUAAUUUAUCAAUUUUAAGUAAUUUUAUAUCUUAGAUUUUUAAGUAAUUAAAAAACUGACUUUUCAAAUAAUAUUAUAUAUAUAUAUAUAAUUCUUGUAAGAAAAAGAGACUUAUGAUAUUUGGGACAACAAAAUGAUAUAUUACUAUUAAGUGUAUAAUAAUCGAAUCAAUCAUCAAAAACUAUAUAAUAUAAUUGGCCAGACAGUUUUUCAUUUAACUAAAAAUUGUUUAAAAAUGUCAAAGCAUAUUAGAAUAGACAAAUCUUAAAUGUUUUUAAAAUGAUGAUAUUUUUCUUGGAACUCUUUCUCCUCUAUUUAUUGCAGUUUUCCUCCUUUCACUUUCAGGAGACAAACGAACUGAUCAUUAUUUCAUCCGUUUUUCUUCUCUUUCCCUUACCUUUCUAGCUUUUCUGUUUCAGCUUAAAGCUCGCAACACUAUCAGAGUUCUGUUUCACAGUUUCAGAACAAUGGAGGAACAAAACCAACCAGACGAUUUCUCUUCCCAUAAACAUCCAACUUUUCCUCAAGUCAUAGAAGAGCUAAAAGAGCUCUGGGCUAUGGUUUUACCGAUCACAGCAAUGAACUGUCUAGUCUACGUACGCGCCGUCGUUUCCGUCCUCUUCCUCGGCCGUCUCGGUAGCCUCGAGCUAGCCGGAGGAGCUCUCUCAAUCGGUUUCACCAACAUCACAGGCUACUCAGUCCUCGUAGGACUCGCCUCGGGACUCGAGCCAGUAUGCAGCCAAGCCUUUGGUAGCAAAAACUGGGAGCUCCUCUCGCUCUCUCUCCACCGUAUGGUCAUGAUCCUCUUGUUCGCCUCCGUGCCCAUCGGCCUGUUAUGGAUCAACCUCGGGCCCAUCAUGCUAUUCUUGGGCCAAGACCCGGAGAUAACCGCUACGGCCGCAGAGUACUGCCUCUACGCGCUUCCUGAUCUUUUGACUAAUACUCUGCUUCAGCCGUUACGGGUUUAUCUAAGGUCACAGCGGGUGACGAAACCGAUGAUGUGGUGCACGUUAGCUGCUGUGACGUUCCACGUGCCGUUGAACUACUGGCUUGUGAUGGUGAAGCGAUGGGGUGUUCCUGGUGUGGCUACUGCUUCAGUUGUGACGAAUUUGAUUAUGGUUAUGCUUCUUGUGGGUUAUGUUUCACUAAGUGGGAAGAUGCAAAAGAGUCAGGGUGUUAGUGGGUCUAUGGUGGCUACGGUGGCGGCUCAGUCCUCGGUUGUGGAGUUGGUUGGUGGGUUGGGACCGUUGAUGAGAGUGGCGGUUCCGAGUUGUUUGGGGAUAUGUUUGGAGUGGUGGUGGUAUGAGAUUGUGAUUGUGAUGGGUGGUUAUUUGGAGAAUCCUAAGCUUGCUGUGGCUGCUACUGGGAUUUUGAUUCAGACAACAAGUCUUAUGUAUACUGUUCCUAUGGCUUUAGCUGGAUGCGUGUCUGCUCGGGUUGGAAACGAGCUAGGUGCAGGUAGACCAUACAAGGCGAGACUAGCGGCAAACGUGGCUCUAGCUUGCGCAUUUGUAAUAGGAGCAUCCAAUGUGGCUUGGACCGUGGUUCUAAAAGAGCGUUGGGCAGGACUUUUCACUGGCUACGAGCCACUCAAGGUGCUGGUUGCUUCGGUUAUGCCAAUUGUUGGGCUUUGCGAGCUAGGGAACUGCCCUCAAACUACGGGUUGCGGGAUUCUAAGAGGGACAGGCCGGCCAACGGUUGGGGCACAUGUGAAUCUUGGGUCGUUUUAUUUUGUUGGGACGCCUGUUGCUGUUGGACUAGCGUUUUGGUUGAAGGUUGGGUUUAGUGGAUUGUGGUUUGGGUUGCUUUCGGCCCAGGCGGCUUGUGCAGUUUCAAUAUUGUAUGCAGUUUUGGCAAGGACAGAUUGGGAAGGAGAAGCAAUGAGGGCUAUGAGGAUGACGAGUUUGGAGAUGAGGAAAGUUGGAAAGGACGAAGAAUCAUCGUCGUUGUUGGAUGAUCGCAAUAGGAGUGAUGAGAAGUUGGGUGGUGUCUUGUAAUAAAUCGGAUCAGUUGUGGGGUAAAGCAAAGACUUUAGAGACUUAUUGUUGUUUUCGACUUGUUUAUCUUUUGUGUUUUUUAAGUGCAUUUGCUAAUUGGAAUCUUUCCUGGAAAUUAAAUCAUUUUUAAAACGUUGAAUUCUGAUUAAUAAUACUGUUUUAAAAAGGAAUAUUGGAUAUGGCAUUUUGCCAGAAAUGGUGAAAAGGAGAAUAUAAUUAAAGCUUGAAUUAAACAUUUUUGGUCAUUUAUAGCAAAAAAAAAACUUUUUUGGUCAUACUAAGCCAAACACCAUUGGAUGCAUGCAUAUAGUCCUUUAUCUUACUUUUAGUGAUAAAAACAUUUAUGUAAAUAUUAGUUGUGUAAUUAUGGAUUAACAAAUGAUGAUGAGA
Molecule: messenger RNA, 8819 nt
Organism: Brassica napus (rape)
Lineage: Eukaryota; Viridiplantae; Streptophyta; Magnoliopsida; Brassicales; Brassicaceae
Product: protein DETOXIFICATION 54-like
Exons: 2
Coding region: 6900-8429 (509 amino acids)
Biological process (GO): xenobiotic detoxification by transmembrane export across the plasma membrane
Cellular component (GO): membrane
Molecular function (GO): antiporter activity; xenobiotic transmembrane transporter activity
Source: RefSeq, a predicted model, not a curated record